AUGGGCCAGCUCCUUUCAACCCCUCUUCCCACGCCUGGUUCGCAGGCUCCCCAAGCCAUCCCCACGACGCCUACCAAAUUUCCGGCCUCUCCAGCCUCCUCUUCUGCCGGAGACCGUGAAUCGCACGUGCGCAUUGGUGAGCUCUGCCGCCACGUGAAGGACCUUGAGGACCGCCUGGAGGCCGCAGCCAAGGAGCACGCCACAAUCCAGAAUUGGCUGCUCGCGCAACUGGUUGCUCAAAAUGGCGUGAAAUCGGCCGCCAUUCCCGAUGUCUCUGCCAGAGACUCCAAUUUGGACGCCUGCUUGAAGAGGAUUGGAGAGCUUGAAAAGGAGGUGGAGGCCAGCCGGAAGGCGCAACAGGCCCGUCCAAACGACCAAGACUUCAUGACGUUUGACGAUGGCGAGAAUUUGGACGCCCAAUUCCGGGCUCUUGCCAGUAUCCUUCCUAUUGGACCUGUUGAGAGUGAGUUUGGAGAGAGUGAAGAGGGUUCUAAGGUGCCUCUUGAGGAGGUGAAGGAGGAGGAAAAGAAGACCUCUGGGGAGCCCGAUUUGAAGCCUUCCCGGAUCCACAUCCCGCCCCACCUUCGAUAUCGGGGCCAACAGGCUGUCCCUUUGGAGCGCGGUGACCGUCGUGCGGAUGUCUCCCGUGGCCGUUCACCUGCUCCAAGAGCUGUCGCCACUGGAGUCGAUUUGGGAGGUCCUGCCGCUGUGAACCGCCGACAGCCUUCAGAUCGCGUCCAGAAUGGCGCUGGUUUGGCAGCCUCUAGGUACGGCCCAGGUCCCCCCCAACCCCCUCAAAAUGCUCCUACCGGCCCCCGAAUCCCCAAUAAGGGUACUUACUUCUCACAUAUCUCCCCACCGGCCCCUGGGGAGAUAUACCGCACUGAGGACCUCCAGUACAACCCUCCCAACGCCUCUGGCCACCACCGUGCGGUCCUAAUCCUCGGAAUCCCGCACUUCUUCAAGCUUUUUGAGGUUCUUUCAAGCAUCUCUACUGGCGAAAUCGUCUCCGCGAACCUCACAAACACUGGCCCAAUCAUGGGCUUUCAGACUGCCUACGUCGUCUUUGCGGCCGAAGAGGCUGCCGUUGCGCUGGCCAAGGGCGCGCCACCGCUUGUCAAGAACCGACGCCUCACCGUGAGCCUCAUCAACACCCCGACCUGGCGUAUGAGCCGAGAGAUGCAGGAGGGCGUUGAGACGAAGGGUUGGUCCCGCUUCGUGCGCAUUGCGGAGCGCCCAGACGAUUUUGGACCCACGGACCUGGAGCGCCAGCUGCGCCUGAUGACCGGCGAGUUCGAGAAGAACCCAGCUCUGCGCUACUGGCACGCAGCGGGCGAUCUCUGGGUGGAGUUUCCUGGGGUCGUGGAGGCGAUAGCGGCAGUCGAGCACUUCGAGAAGUUGUUCAGGCAGGUAGGCUCGGUUGUUGGAUUUGCGAGGGAUCCGGCCAUUACUGAUCGAGAGAACGCGGAGAAAUGGGCGAAGGAGGCGGAUGAAGAGAACGGAGAGGUGGAUGGCUACGAUGGAGAUGGUGAGGAGACGACGGGCCAGGAGGAGGUCACGGCGGGCGCUGAGGAGCGCCCCCUUAUUGAGUUCUAG
This is a messenger RNA of Mytilinidion resinicola, 1596 nucleotides long. RefSeq lists its product as uncharacterized. Bases 1 to 1596 code for a protein of 531 amino acids. The transcript has a single exon. The record is from RefSeq and is a predicted model, not a curated record. NCBI's taxonomy places the organism in Eukaryota, Fungi, Ascomycota, Dothideomycetes, Mytilinidiales, Mytilinidiaceae.